Heterotrigona itama is the source of this 444-nucleotide messenger RNA. The record is from the annotation of a GenBank genome assembly. Lineage: Eukaryota; Metazoa; Arthropoda; Insecta; Hymenoptera; Apidae.
UAAACCUAACCUAAACCUAACCUUACUUUGAGGAGUAAUUCCUUUUUUCCUCAAAGAUUUUCUUAGUUAUGGAAUGGAGAAAAGAUUUCAUGAAUAGCAGAGCAAUUUCAUUGCAUUCGUUUUAACGCCGACUGAUAUUGGAAUUACGAGCAAUGAAGGGAAAGAACCAUAAUGUGUACGCUGCCUAUUGGAGUUAAUACAAAUAAACGAAUUAUAUCUGCUAAAUGUCGUAGAUUGGCUAUUCAAGAAAAUCUGAAGAAAGACACGAUUCGCAUUCAAUGCCAUACUUUUCCUCAGUAUUACAUAGAAUACAUAUCACAGAGAAUAUCUAACGAAUGCUUAAUGCACGUGACAAUUCCUGGAAAGUCACAUGUCACGAAAAACCAUAAAGUACCGAUUUAUUUUUGAUGAGCUAUACCUGGUCGCGUAAAAGUACAAACCUGG